CGAAAAAAAUAUGGGCGUGGAAACGAAGACCACCGUCCUUGUUCCUACUCCCAAAGUUGUUAUUCUGAAAGUGCCUUCUUGUAAAUUCCCAAUAUUAAGUGCUUUCUUUCAUUUCCAUUUUCAUUUUCAGCACCUGACAAAGUAACAAUGGCUUCAAUGGCAUCUUCAAGCUUCUUCUGCAACCUCAAGUUUCACACCAAACCCAACAUUAGUAGUUACUCUCUUUCUCGUAUUCACCUCUGUCAGAAGAAGCAGAAGCAGGAGGACAACGACAUCCCCACCGGCCAAAUCAACCGAAGAGCACUCAUAUUGAGAAGCAGCGAGUUAGCAACCAUUGGUGCCCUCUUCAAUCUGAGUGGGAAAAAGCCUGAUUAUCUUGGAGUUCAGAAAAACCCACCAGCAUUAGCUCUGUGUCCAGCAACUAAGAACUGCGUUUCAACCUCUGAGAAUGUCACUGAUCUCAUCCAUUAUGCUCCUCCUUGGAACUAUAGCCCUGAAAGUAGGAAAAACCCUGUGAGCAGAGAAGAGGCAAUAGAGGAACUGAUUGAAGUGAUAGAAUCAACAAGACCAGACAAGUUUACACCAAAAAUAGUUGAAAGGAAAGAAGACUAUCUUCUCGUGGAGUACCAAAGCUCAAUCUUGGGGCUUGUGGAUGAUGUUGAGUUCUGGUUCCCACCGGGUAAGGGUUCGACUGUGGAGUAUCGAUCUGCAUCGCGGUUGGGAAACUUUGAUUUUGACAUGAAUAGAAAAAGAAUCAAGGCACUGCGAGAAGAGUUGGAGAAGAAAGGAUGGGCUUCUCAAGACAGCAUAUGAGUAAAACUUGUGCUGAAAUCGUAUGAGCACUGAAGCCUCUUUAACUGGUUGAAUUCAUCCUGAUUGUAAUUCGUAUGCUUUGCAACAUUUUUUUACUAGACUACAAAGCUCACAGAAUCAUUGAAAAAAUGUUUAGAAUUUUGGAAAUCAUUUAGAACAAUACAUAAGCUCUUGGGAAGGAAUGAAAUGAACAUACGACCUCA
Molecule: messenger RNA, 1016 nt
Organism: Lotus japonicus
Lineage: Eukaryota; Viridiplantae; Streptophyta; Magnoliopsida; Fabales; Fabaceae
Exons: 7
Coding region: 148-813 (221 amino acids)
Source: RefSeq, a predicted model, not a curated record